Molecule: messenger RNA, 1374 nt
Organism: Mytilus trossulus (common blue mussel)
Lineage: Eukaryota; Metazoa; Mollusca; Bivalvia; Mytilida; Mytilidae
Exons: 4
Coding region: 1-1374 (457 amino acids)
Source: RefSeq, a predicted model, not a curated record
AUGGCUGCAAUCUCCAAAGAAGUGUCAAAUUAUAUAAAAAUAGCAGUAUUAGUUCUCAGAAUAUCUCCAAAAGCAGUUCGUUUAAAAUUUGACAUUGAAUUCCAUCCUAAAAGUUUGCGAAACACACUAGAUAAGAAUUUUGCUAAAUUACAAGAAUUGUACCACAAGAAAAGAAUAUUAAGCAAAGAGCAAUGGAAUUUGUUGUUUCCUACAAAGACAAAGGGUGCAAUUUCGUCUCAAAGUUUUGACAUUACCUUGAUGAUGCUACUGAUAAGAAACUUAACAGAAAUAACUAUAAGCAGCAUACUUCCACUGCCGUCUCAAGUAGGUCUAAGUGAUGAUUUAGCAAGGAUCCAUUUCUAUAGAAAUAAAAUUGCUCAUGUUGAAGAUGCGACGAUAAGUGAUACAGAUUUCACAAAAUAUUGGGAUGAAAUUACACAGGCUAUCAUUCGACUGGGAGGGGCAGUGUUAAGAGAAAUGUGUUUAGAUCUACAGAAACAAGAAUUCAACGUGGAUGAAAGCGAGGACCAUCUUAGACAGUUACAAGUAGAAUUUAGAUUGGCAGCAGUAGAAAACAAAGUUAUGGAAUUAACAGAUAAAAUGAGUAACCUUGAAGAGGAACAGGAAGACCCUAUUCCAAAGAACAUAAGAGUUAUAAUCAACAAGCAGAUAGAAGGAUGGAAAAGAAAAGAUAACGUUUUCUUCAUCAAAACAAAAAGAAGCGAAUAUGCGUUACAACGUGUGGUUGAAAACAGUUGUGUUGUUUUAACAGGGGGACCUGGGGUUGGGAAAACAGUUAUCGCCCGACAUAUAGCUUUGGUGCUCGAGGGAAUGGGCUAUAGAAUAAUCCCAGUAUCGAAACCGAAAGACAUAAGGAAAUUUUAUCAACAGGGGAAAAAGUCAAUUUUCAUAGUAGAUGAUAUGUGUGGAAAGUACACUGCUAACCAACGGGAGAUGGAGAACUGGCAACAAUUUUCAAUGGUGAUUAAGACAAUUCUAGAUGACGAAUCUUGUAAAAUUCUUCUUUCGUGUAGGUUGCAAAUCUAUUUAGAUGAAAGAUUUAAACUUCUGUCUCCUUUUCUUAACUGUGAAUGCAAUUUGAUGGCAAAGCGAUUACGAACAAAAGAAAUAAAGCAAAUGAUAGAACGAUACAAUAUAAGUACAAAGGUAUUAAGCAUGGAAUUACGGAAAUUUGAAUGCUUUCCUUUGUUAUGUGCAUUGCAUCAUGAAAAUGAAAGAGAGGAUACUAUGGAUUUUUUCAAAAACCCAUUUGAAAUCUAUAGAACGGAAUUAGAUAAUUUAGAUUUACUUAGUUUGAUAGUAAAUGCAAGCUUUGUGGGCUCGCCUUAUGUGUUCUCUUCAAUAACAGAAUAG